Molecule: messenger RNA, 908 nt
Organism: Scatophagus argus
Lineage: Eukaryota; Metazoa; Chordata; Actinopteri; Scatophagidae
Gene: s100w
Product: S100 calcium binding protein W
Exons: 3
Coding region: 139-471 (110 amino acids)
Molecular function (GO): transition metal ion binding; calcium ion binding
Source: RefSeq, a predicted model, not a curated record
AUGGGUGUUACUGGGUCAGACACUGUACUCUUUAAGAGGAGGCUUCAUCCUGCAGACUGACAGCAGCCUCACCUGGGACAGCUGGCGACCAGACGUGAUCUCUCUUCACCUGGGGACAGCGAACUCAAAGCUACAGCCAUGGCUCGUCUGGAUCAAGUCAUUACAAACAUUGUGGAUGUGUUUAUGGAGUAUGCUGAUGAUGGAGGCAGGAAAAACAAGUUGAACAAAGAUGAGCUGAAGAGGGUGUUCGAAAAAGAAAUACAAAGCCCUGAGUUAAAAGAUAAAGUAAAUGCAAAUGAUAUUGAAGAAGCCAUGAACAUGCUGGAUAAAAAUCAUGAUGGUGAGGUCAACUUCCGAGAGUUUUGUCGGUGUGUGUCUGUCUUGGCCAAAUCCUACUACCAGAAGAAGACAGGCAAGGGUGGCAAGAAAGGCAAAGGCAAAGAGCAAGAGGGGGAUCAAGAAGAAGAUUAACUACAAACCUGUAAACCAUCUAAAAAUAUUUACUUUUGACAUAUGCUGUAUGUGUCUGACAGUGUAUGACACUGCCGAGCUUGAAAAACGUCUGCUACAGGUGUUGGCUAACUGAAGCCUGUAAGUGCAUGCAAAAAAUGUGAUGUUUGUUGUCUUCAUUUUUCGGGAAAUUGCUUUUCAAAGAACAGUCCAUUCCAUUCUUUAUGGGAUUGAAUAACAGCUAUGAAGUUUGAUUUAUUGUGGGCAAUCAGUGCAUUCGUAGUUGCUUGGUGUCUGGUGUCAUUGCUGUGGAAGGACACAAGAGUGAGCUCAUCAAACAUUCAACAGACAUCUCCCGCUGUGUCCUCCAGGGCACAUAUCACUGUCAGGGCUGCCUUGAUUAAAAAUGAAAUCCUCCACAGGUUUACACUUUGAUGUCAUAAAAAUCAUUGAAAAUA